UUCCUUCCAGACCGUAAUGCUCCAACGAAGAACUGAACAGACUGCGCAGGGUCGUGUUAUAGUAGGUACCUGGCGACGAGGCAAGUUAGCUCCGGCCGGCAUCGCUCUAACGCUAGUACCGUAGCAAAUGGCGAGCGGUGCGCUCUUGCGAGCAGUUGUAUUUCCGUAGCUCCUGGGUGGUCCUAGUAGUGCACUGCAAACGCCAUUCCACCCCAAUAGGUUAGCGGCUCGAGGAAUAUUCUGCUGUUUUCUAACGCGUGAUUAGCUAGCCGUAAGCCGUCCGAUUCACGACCUUACGUGCCCGUUUCGCGGCUCCUGUCCCCCUGCAUUUCCGCCGCGAAUGGCGGACGACGGCGAAUGGACGGUCGAGGAGAACACAGCCGUCGAGCCGCCAGUGGCGGAAAACGACGAGCUGUUCCGCGAGGCGUGCGCGUUCGAAGGCGCCGCCGUUGUCGCUAUAGUGGAGGGCUCCUCGAGCCACGGAGGGAAAGACGGCGCGGAUGGCGGAGGGGGGGACCCCGUGGCGAAGACGAUGGAGAUUAUGCUCGACGACGGUGUGCUUCUAACGGUGGAGCUCGAUUCGGGGGAGAAGCGGCUGAACGAGCUGGGGUACCGGCAGGACUUGCAACGCGAUUUGAACGCGUUUGAGCUCUUCGCCGUGUCGCUAACGGGUGUCGGCGUGUUUCUCGGCGUGGUCCCUUACUACGACUAUGCCUUUGCCAGCGGUGGGCCGGCGAUGGCCGUCUGGUUCUGGUGGGUAACCGCCUUCUUCGCGCACUGCAUCGCUCUCUCCCUCGCUGAAAUCGCCUCCUCGCUUCCCACUGCCGGCUCUCUUUAUUUCUGGGCCGCCGCGUUAGCCAAGCCCAAGUACCGGCCUCUUGCGGCAUGGAUCACAGGAUGGCUGGAGUUUCUAGGAGCGUCCAUAGGGACAGGGGGAGUGGCGCUGGGAGGGGUGGGCCUCUUAGCUGACAUUAUUCUGCUCGCCACAGGUGGUGCCAGCGGCAACGGCUACAUGAUGCCAGAGCCCGUUCAGUUCGCCUGCUGCGUGUUCAUUGUGCUCGUGUGCGCUCUGGUCAACCUGUUUCCAAUCAAGAUGGUUGGGCGUGUGCUGCUCAUCGGCAUGAUCAUCCAGGUCCUAGCCGGCGUGGUAGUCAUAAUCACGCUCCCUCUCGUCGCUCCAACCCUUCAACCCGCCUCCUGGGUCUUCGGCCACCUUGAUUUCAACACCUCCAACACCAACCUGCCUAGCAACGGGUACGCGGUGCUAGUGGGUCUGCUCAUGUCUCAGUACGCCCUCUAUUCCUUUGACACCGGAGCACAUGCCUCAGAGGAAGCCAAGCGGUCAGACGUCACGACGCCCAUCGCCAUGGUGGGCGCGCUGAUGCUGGUGUCGUUCCUGGAGUGGGGCGUGGUGGUGGUGCUCACGUUCUGCAUUCAGGACGAGGCGAGUCUGCUUGAUACGGGGAACGUGGCGGGUGGCAAGCCCGUCAUUCAGAUCCUCUGGACCGUGUUUCACGGAAGGUAUGGCAACGCAGCAGGGGUGUAUGUCUUCGUCUGCCUCUUCUUCUCCUCCUUCUUCUUCUGCACUGUCACCUUGGUCUUUGCUGCGGCACGAGUGGGGUACGCGCUAGCCCGCGACAAGGGUCUGCCCUUCUCCUUCCUGUGGCGCCGCAUCAACAAGCGCAAGGUGCCCGUGAACGCGCUCAUGUGCACUGUGGGCAUCGCCAUCGUCGCCCUCCUCCCCCUCCUCGGCGGCAGCACCGCCUACUUUGCUGUCACCGGCAUGGCGACGGUGGGGUGGUUUGGCGCGUACGGGGUUCCCAUCUUCUUCCGCAUUCUACAGCACGAUGGGGACUUUGUUCCCGGGCCCUUCUACCUGAGGAACUAUUUCGGCAAGUUUGGAAGCAAGUGUGUCCACAUCCUCGCGCUGCUCUAUGUGGUCUACACUAUGGUGGUCUUCAUGCUCCCAACCGAGUACCCUAUAGACUCAGAAAACUUCAAUUAUUCGCCCAUUGGCCUCGCCAUUUGCGUCGGGUUCUUCCUCCUAUGGUGGAUAGUCGACGCCCGUCGGUGGUUCAAGGGCCCUAAGAUUGUACGAGAUGAAGAUGCGGACCCCACUCGACCAGGAGGCAUGGCAAAGCUUUUCGAAUAGAUCCGUUUGUAGCAUUUCAUGCUUCUCACAUGAGUACUUCUUUGGCUAGUAGUGUAUUUAAUUGAACAUUUGCCUUGCCAAAUAAUGCACAACUCGGCGUAAAACGCGCUGUGGGACCAUCCUUAUUAGAUUGGAGAGCAUGCUAUACAUUUCUGUAACAGA
Closterium sp. NIES-67 is the source of this 2314-nucleotide messenger RNA. The record is from the annotation of a GenBank genome assembly. NCBI's taxonomy places the organism in Eukaryota, Viridiplantae, Streptophyta, Zygnematophyceae, Desmidiales, Closteriaceae.